GCAGCGCUUUGGGUGCGCAUGCGCUAGGAGCUGGGGCAAAGUGUAGCUCCUGAGACUCCGCCCCUCGCAACGCUCUGUGGAUUGGCCCCUUCUGGACCCACUGGGUUACUGUAAGGGAUGGCUUCGGACUCGGAAGACCGCAAGACUCUCUGCACGCUGGAGUUUGCGGUGCAGAUGACUUGUCAGAGCUGUGUGGAGGCGGUGCGCAAGUCCCUGCAAGGGGUGGCAGGUGUCCAGGGCGUGGAGGUGCAGUUGGAGAACCAGAUGGUCUUAGUACAGACCACUCUGCCCAGUCAGGAAGUACAGGCCCACCUGGAAGGCACAGGGCGACAGGCAGUACUCAAGGGCAUGGGCAGUGGCCAAUUGCAGAAUCUGGGGGCAGCAGUGGCAAUUCUGGAGGGGCCUGGCACUGUACAGGGGGUGGUACGCUUCUUACAACUGUCUCCUGAGCGCUGCCUCAUCGAGGGAACCAUUGACGGCCUGGAGCCUGGGCUGCAUGGACUCCACGUCCAUCAGUACGGGGACCUCACAGAGAACUGCACCAGCUGUGGUGACCACUUUAACCCAGAUGGAACAUCUCACGGGGGCCCCCAGGACUCUGUCCGGCACCGUGGGGACCUAGGCAAUGUCCACGCUGAUGCUGACGGCCGAGCCAUCUUCAGGAUAGAGGAUGGGCAGCUGAAGGUAUGGGAUGUGAUUGGCCGCAGCCUGGUUAUUGAUGAGGGAGAAGAUGACCUGGGCCGAGGUGGCCAUCCCUUAUCCAAGAUCACAGGGAACUCUGGGGAGAGGUUGGCCUGUGGUAUCAUUGCACGUUCCGCUGGCCUUUUCCAGAACCCCAAGAAAAUCUGCUCCUGUGACGGCCUCACCAUCUGGGAGGAGCGAGACCGGCCCAUUGCUGGUGAGGGCAGAAAGGAGUCAGGCCAGAGGACUGCUCACCUCUGAGCAUGGACUUACCUUGGGUCUGUUCCUUCCUCUCAGCUGAGCACACACCUCCCACUUCUAGAGGGGGCCUUGCUUGCCUAGGCCUAUGAGAACUAGGUACAGGGUUUGUAGGGGAUGCCAUGACAUUCCCUUGGUAAAUUAAAGUUAUUUUCAUAAGGAA
Tupaia belangeri chinensis (Chinese tree shrew) is the source of this 1102-nucleotide messenger RNA. It is a transcript of the gene CCS, whose product is annotated as copper chaperone for superoxide dismutase. Gene Ontology annotation, molecular function: copper ion binding. NCBI's taxonomy places the organism in Eukaryota, Metazoa, Chordata, Mammalia, Scandentia, Tupaiidae. The record is from RefSeq and is a predicted model, not a curated record. Bases 118 to 942 code for a protein of 274 amino acids. The transcript has 8 exons. Gene Ontology annotation, biological process: superoxide metabolic process.